Messenger RNA from Penaeus monodon (black tiger shrimp), 844 nucleotides. RefSeq lists its product as uncharacterized. The transcript has 6 exons. The record is from RefSeq and is a predicted model, not a curated record. NCBI's taxonomy places the organism in Eukaryota, Metazoa, Arthropoda, Malacostraca, Decapoda, Penaeidae. The coding region runs from base 1 to 711 and encodes 236 amino acids.
AUGAUUGCAUACCGACCGAUUAAGAACGUUUUCCCUUCAGUACUAUACAAGGUGUCGGGUACCUUCUGCAAGGACCGGGUUUCGCAGAUGCUUGAUAUGUGCCAGCGUGCCAAGAAGAUCACGUCGAAUAAUGCCCAUCACCAUCGGUAUUCUCGGCAAACCAGCGGGUAUGCGUGGCAGGGACCUGGUUGCUCUCACCCUCUGGCGAGAGCCUUCCCUCCCGGGGUCGCAGCAGGGCCUAUGGGAUGCGGCAGCAGGAUGGGCCAAGGAUGCCUGCAGAACAUCAUCGACAGCAUGAACUGCCAUCACGGAACAUAUGUGGAUGUGUGCAAUGUGUGCCAGUGUGCUAAGGGACCGCACGAGGGCUUUUCUCCCUUCAGUGAUAUACAAGGGCUCGGGCAUCCAGUGCAAAGACCUGGACCCUCGCACCCUCUGAUGGCCGCGAGUCACUUUCCGUCUGGAGUCUUAGUAGGGCCUCAGCGAUGCGGCGAGAGGAUCGGCCAAGGAUGCGUGCAGAGCAUCGUCGACAACAUGAAAUGCCCACACGAAACAUAUGUGGAUAUAUGCAACAUGUGCCAGUGUGCUAAGGGACCGAACGAAACCUGCGGUGGCGCCUGGGGUGAGCACGGCAGGUGCACCGCAAAUCUCCACUGCUUCAACAAUAACGAGCCUCAUUCUGCUGGCAAAUGCAUGUCCCACGUCGGUGUCUAAACGCAGGUCUGUUGCAGAAGUUGGAUCCAUUUCUCUGGUCACGUCGACGCAUGUCCUUUGCAAUUUGCAGAUAACCAUUUUCCCCAUUUUCUCUUACACCAUGGAGAGAUAAGAUUAAAGAUUUGAAAGUGCA